Molecule: messenger RNA, 3108 nt
Organism: Necator americanus (New World hookworm)
Lineage: Eukaryota; Metazoa; Nematoda; Chromadorea; Rhabditida; Ancylostomatidae
Exons: 27
Coding region: 1-3108 (1035 amino acids)
Biological process (GO): regulatory ncRNA-mediated gene silencing
Cellular component (GO): P granule
Molecular function (GO): RNA endonuclease activity; protein binding; piRNA binding
Source: RefSeq, a predicted model, not a curated record
AUGGAUCUGCUAGACAACAUCACAUCUAUGAUGACCCACACGGGAAAUGAGCGGUUUGGAAAGCCUAAACCGAAGGCAGAAGUGAAGAAAGAACCCGCAGAUGGACCAACAACUACUGCAGCAUCGACGUCGUCUUUCAGGAUACCUAAAAAGAAACCGGGUGGCACACAACCUAAUGGAAUAACAUCGCAAUCUCCACUCAAUAGAACGGCACUGAACACCAUCAACAAGCUGGAGUCGGGAGAUCGUUCGCGCAGUUCGCUAGAUUCGGGAGACCGUUCACGUGGUUCAUCUCGCGUAGAAAUGGACUAUAAAAGUGGUGUUAGAGAAGUUUUCAAAGCCGAACCAAGAGACAAUUACGGUGGAAGAGCGUUCAAGCAAGAAUACAAGCCAUCAUUUGGAGCUGGAACAUCUGGCGAAUUCGUGAUUCCUCGGAAAGUGGAUAUUGAAAUGAACGGACUUCAGCUAAAUCUAAGCGCUGCGCCAGAGUUUGUUAAUCGUUAUCACAUAACCAUAACAAAGAUCCUGCGGAACAAAGAAAAGGACGCCACUAAAGGUCCCAAGGAGGAUCUGCCGACUCAGCACCGUCGUCGUGCGUUGUUUUCUGUCUUCAAACAGCUGGUGAAGUCUAACCCAGAGGCGUUCGGAGAGGAUCGCUACAAGCACGUUUACGAUCUUGGAAACACCUUCUACUCUGUUGGCUGUAACAUUACUCAAGCGGAUGGUGAUCGCGUCUUCAGGAUUCCUGCGGAGGAUAUCGGCAGUGAAUUCAGUCGGAAUUUCUUAUCAAAAGGUGGCCUGAAAGAGUUGGUUUUUACGGUGCAGUGGACUGGACAAGUAUACAUAAAAGGCCCAAAGCUGAAUCAAGAUGACGGAACGAGGCGUGAGGCAGCGCGAUUCUUUGAUGUUUUGACCAGCCAAAUUUUGUUUCAUGGGGAUCAUUACAUCUUUGCGAACAAAUUUUUCGAGAAACAAUAUGAAUUUGAUGUUCGUUUGGGCGAGGGUAAAUGUGUCAAGAGCGGCUUUGAGAAGAACGUUCGAUUUCUUGGUGACAGCGAUGAAUCUGCGGUUCCCAUACUCCAAAUCGACACAAAGAAAUCCCCAUUCUACAGUGAACAGUCUGUGCUGGACUUCGUUCGCGAAAUUACCGGACGCAAUCCGGAGGAUGCACUAAGUCAGAAGUCACUGAGAAAGAAGGUAGCCAAAGAACUUAGAGAUCUUGUUGUAACUACAACUCAUAUGAAGAAUAACAGAUACUUGUACGUCCACGGUGUGGUCGACAAUAAUGCCAGAAAUCAGUUCUUCGAGACCGAUAUGGGGGAAAUAUCAGUAGAACAGUACUUCUUCCAACAAUACAAGUUCGAAUUACGUUAUCCAUUGCUGCCAUUGGUUGCUGAACGUAAAGGAGCGAGUGGAUUAAGUUUCUAUCCUCUGGAAGUUCUGAAAAUCGAGCGGGGUCAGCGUGUAGAUAACAAAAAGCUUGCUGGACAACUUACUGACAAAAUGAUAAAACAUGCUCGUAUGCUUCCACCUGAAAUGCGCGAGCACAACAGACGCAUGUUGGAAAAUGGACGCUUGAAGGACGAUGAGAAUGCAUACCUUUAUGCUUUUGGUGUCGAAGCCGCCAACAAUUUCGUUACUUGCGAAGCUAAGGUUCUAAGCGCACCAGAGAUUAAGUAUAAAUCAGAUUCUCUUCAACCUGAUCGAAGUGGACCAAUGUUGUCCUGGCGUUUGAACCAAAGAACCCAGUUUGUUCGUCCAGCAACAGUGGAUUCGGUUUCCAUAGCGGUAUUUGACAAAGCAGUGAUGGAUCAACAAGCACUUCACUUUUUUGAAGCGCUGUCACGUGCCGGCCGUGCUCGUGGUAUGACUAUCCCUAAUAAUUGCGCCAAAGUUGUACAAUUACCGUCUGAAGUUGACGAAAUCAUUGAAGAACAUUUCAGAUCUUGUGCUGGAAGAGUGUCGAUGAUCUUGUGUAUCACGAGGAUAAAGAAGGAUGAUGUGCACGACACUAUAAAAAUGCUAGAGGCAAAGCAUGGCGUAGUCACUCAGCAUGUAAGCAAAGACACUGCUUUAGCUUGCAUAAAUGGUGGAAAGACUCUCGAGAAUGUUCUGCUGAAGUUCAACCUCAAAAAUAAAGGUCUUAACCACUCAGUAGGUGCGCCGAGACAAGCCCUUAGCAGCGGCACUACUCAAAAAGAUAUAAAUGGAAAGUUGUUCCAAGGAAAGAUGUUCGUUGGGUUCGAACUAUCUCAUGCAGGCGCACAGUCCCUAUACGAUCGUCAGAAUACUACAGCAGUGAAGGAGCCUACAGUAAUUGGAUUCUCAUAUUCCGUGGGGGAGCCGACGGAUUACAGUGGAUUUUGGUGGUACCAACAGCCACGGCUUCAUAGGAUUCAGUACAUUAAUAAACAUUUUGUCCGGGCGUUCAUGGACUACCACAAAAUGAACAAAAGACUACCAACAGAAGUUUUUGUGUACAGAUCAGGUACAAGCGAAGGAGAGUUUGCUGAGGUGGCUGAGGAAGCUAAUGAAAUUCGCUCUGUUGCGGACAAAAUGAAAGAUUUCAACAAUGGUAGGCCGUACCUCCCAAAAAUAACUGUUAUUGUAGCGCAAACUAACAGUAACUAUAGAAUUAUGCCUGCGUCACUGCCACCAACCAAUGGAGGACGUCAAAGUGCUCGGGAUCUCAACGUCCCUUCUGGAACCUGUGCGGAUACAGCUAUCGUUCAUCCACGAUUCCGGGAGUUUAUACUGACAUCUCAACAAGCAAACAUUGGUACGUCAAGGCCAACUAGAUAUACAAUUGUUGCUGAAGACAAACCCCAAAUAUCAGUGGAUGUAGCAGAGCAUCUCACACAUUUUCUUUGUCAUGGCCAUCAACAAUCAACGCUUCCGACGCAUGUGCCAGCAGUUCUUUACGCUGCAGAAAAUUUGGCGAAACGAGGAAGAGCUGCAUGGAAGAGCUCAAUCAAUGAGAACUGUGAUGGUGCUUCGUCAUCGUAUUCACAACGUAUUUCACUUCGUGACGGAGAAACACCUGAGGAUUUUUAUAACAGAUUCACUCUGGAUCUAAUGAAUUCACUUCCUAACCAUUAUUUUGCUUGA